Molecule: messenger RNA, 2336 nt
Organism: Periophthalmus magnuspinnatus
Lineage: Eukaryota; Metazoa; Chordata; Actinopteri; Gobiiformes; Gobiidae
Gene: pls1
Product: plastin 1 (I isoform)
Exons: 16
Coding region: 219-2123 (634 amino acids)
Biological process (GO): actin filament bundle assembly; actin filament network formation
Cellular component (GO): actin filament; actin filament bundle; cytoplasm
Molecular function (GO): actin filament binding; calcium ion binding
Source: RefSeq, a predicted model, not a curated record
AGGUCUAAAGGUCCUGCCUGCUCCUCCGAGUGACUCCACCUGAGCGAGAGGGACGACCACAGCCCCUGCAGCCCCACUACAGCCCCUACAGCCCCCUCCAGAGACCAGGCAACGGGCCCCCGCUUCACCCCUGCACCUCAUCUACAAACGGGACAUUCCAAAACAGGAUUCUACACUGAGAUAGAAACACAUCAGCUGCAGACAAGUUCCUUUCCACGAUGGACAGCCACAUCACUCAGAUCUCCCGUGACGACCUUGAAGACCUCAGAGAUGCUUUCAAUAAAAUCGACAUCGAUAACAGUGGGUACGUGAGCGACUUCGAGCUGCAGGAGUUGUUCCGUGAGGCCAGUUUCUCCAUCCCCGGAUACAAAGUGAGAGAGAUCAUGGAGACGUUCAUCGCAGGAGACACCAACAAGGACGAGAAGAUCAGCUUUGAGGAGUUUGUCUCGAUCUACCAGGAGCUGAAGAGCAAACAGAUCAGUGAGACGUUCAGAAAGACCAUCUCCAGGAGGGACGGGAUCCGCUCGUUUGGGGGUAUGUCGGGGAACUCCUGCGAGGGCACACAGCACUCGUACUCAGAGGAGGAGAAGGUCGCGUUUGUGAACUGGAUCAACAAAGCUCUGGCCAAAGACCCAGACUGUGAGCACCUUCUUCCCAUGAACCCCAACAAUGAGAGUCUGUUUGCUUCUGUACGAGACGGAAUCCUCCUCUGUAAAAUGAUAAACUUGUCUCAGCCCGACACCAUUGACGAGAGAGUCAUCAACACAAAGAAACUGACCACUUUUAAAAUGACCGAGAACCUGGUGCUCGCCCUGAACUCGGCCUCUGCGAUCGGCUGCACUGUGGUCAGCGUCGACGCCCAUGAUCUCAUGGCCGGGAAACCCCAUCUGGUGCUGGGCCUGUUCUGGCAGAUCAUCAAGGUCGGACUUUUCGCUGAUAUAGAAAUCAGCAGGAACGAAGGUCUGGUCUGUCUGCUGAUGGACGGAGAGCAGUUGAACCACCUCAUGUCCCUGUCCCCAGAGGAGCUGCUGCUGCGAUGGGUCAACUACCACCUCCGCAACGCAGGCACCCAGACCAUCAGCAACUUCAGCGACGACAUCAAGGACUCGAGAGCGUACUUCUACCUGAUGGACCAGAUUUCACCGAAAGGAGACGGAGACUACAAAAUGAGCAUCAGGAUUGACAUGAGCGGCAUGGGUGAGAGGGACUUAAACCGGCGCGCGGAGCUGAUGCUGCAGCAGGCCGCACGCCUCGACUGUCGGCAGUUUGUUUCUCCCCGAGAUGUGACUUCAGGAAACAGCAAACUCAACAUGGCCUUCGUCGCCAACCUCUUCAACACCCACCCUGCUCUGGACAGGGGGAACAUGAGCGGGCUGGACAUGGGGCGAAUCGAGGCUGAAACAAGAGAAGAGAAAACAUUCCGUAACUGGAUGAACUCUCUGGGCGUUUCUCCAUACGUCAACCACCUGUACUGGGACCUAUGUAAUGGUCUGGUGAUUCUGCAGCUUUUAGAGAAGGUUAACAUCCAUGUAAACUGGAAGAAGGUCAACCAGCCGCCAUAUCCCGCACUGGGAGGCAACAUGAAGAGGCUUGAGAAUUGUAACUACGCUGUGGAGCUGGGCAGAGAUGUGGCUCACUUUUCUCUGGUCGGGGUCGGAGGGCAAAACAUAAACGAGGGGAGCCGCAUCCACACACUGGCCCUGCUGUGGCAACUCAUGAGAAGAUACACGAUGCUGGUCCUGUCUGAUCUCGGGGACGGGGAGCGCAUCGUGGACGAUAUCAUUUUGAACUGGGUCAACACCACACUCAGCAACCAACGCAAAGACUCACACAUCAGCAGCUUCAAGGACAAAAAGAUCAGCACCAGUCUGCCUGUCAUUGACCUGAUUGAUGUCAUCGCCCCUGGGAUGGUCAAAUGGGACAUGGUGAAGAGAAUCGAGAAAGGACGAAACUUGGCCAAAGAAGACAAACUGAACAAUGCCAAGUACGCAGUGUCGCUGGCUCGUAAGAUUGGAGCGCGGGUCUAUGCUCUUCCUGACGAUUUAGUGGAAGUGAACCCCAAAAUGGUCCUGACUAUUUUCGCUUGUCUCAUGGGGCACGGCAUGAAAAAGACCAGUCGCUGAAGCACGGACCAAACCUUAUGGAUACUAGAACUCCCACGAUGCCUCUCUUUGUCCUACGUCUUUAUGACACACUAACAUAUAAACAAUUAGCUUAUCUUUUUUCAGUACUGUAAAUUAUUGCAUAUUUAAACGUACAUUGACACAAUAAUGAAGCUACAAAAAAAUAUAAAAUACAGAUAUUCCAAUAACAUCAUUUGAUUGUAUAUUGCAGAU